Zingiber officinale is the source of this 1575-nucleotide messenger RNA. RefSeq lists its product as uncharacterized. The transcript is spliced from 3 exons. Gene Ontology annotation, molecular function: nucleic acid binding; aspartic-type endopeptidase activity; zinc ion binding. NCBI's taxonomy places the organism in Eukaryota, Viridiplantae, Streptophyta, Magnoliopsida, Zingiberales, Zingiberaceae. The coding region runs from base 1 to 1575 and encodes 524 amino acids. Gene Ontology annotation, biological process: proteolysis. The record is from RefSeq and is a predicted model, not a curated record.
AUGGCUGGUCGAAGGAACAAUGGUGAUAUAGGUGGUCAGAACAACCAGUUUCUAGAGGGACUUACUGCACUUCUAUGGGAGCAGAAUCGUAUCGAUGGGAAACAGAUUCAGCAACUAUUGCAGGCUAGGGAACAGGAGAGCACACCUAGACGUCCUACACCUAGUGCGCACCCGGUCUACAGGCAAUUUCGGGAGCUAGGACCGACGGAGUUUAAAGGCACCACAGAUCCGAUCGUUGUAGAAGGAUGGAUUCGAGCUCUAGAGAGGAUUUAUGAUUUCAUGCAACUCACGGAUACGGAUAAGGUCAGGUGCGCAAUAUUUAUGUUGCGAGAUGAUGCACGGGUAUGGUGGGAAGGUGCACGAUUGACAGUGGAUUUUUCUACGUUGACAUGGGCUGAUUUAAAGGAGGGAGAUCUGACGGUGGCAGAGUAUGUCAGAAGGUUCGAGAGGGGACGCUACUUCGUACCCAUGAUUGUCAGCCAACCAAUUGAGAAGUUGAAGCACUUCACUAAAGGAUUGAGAGCUGUCAUUCGCCAUGACGUCAGACUAAGCCGAGUCACCACAUUCAGGGAGACAGUUGACCAGGCACUGAUGUCUGAAAGUGACAGGAACGUCAUGGUCAAGGAAGCCCAAAAUAACAGAUUGAGUUAUCAGGGAAGGGAUCAACAGGAGCCAGCUGAAGGUACUACUUCCAAGGUUGAGAACAAAGUCUGGUGCCCCAAGUGCGAGAAGAUACAUGCUGGACAGUGUCUGACUGGUAUUGAUGUUUGCUAUAUGUGCAAAAAGGCAGGGCAUUUUGCUAGGGACUGUCCUCAGCUCAAGGAGCCAAUCAAAGGAAGGGUAUUUUCCAUGACCCAAGAGCAGGUGGAUUUAGACGCAUCUAUUAUCACAAGUAUGAUUUUUGUUGCCAGUAUACCGGCUCAUGCAUUAAUAGACUCUGGUGCCACUCAUUCAUUUAUAUCUGCGAUUUACAUUGCAAAAUUAGGCAUUACUCCUGAACAAAUGAUUAAGGGAUAUAGUGUUUCUUUGCCUUCUGGGGUGAAAUUAUACAAUAACAGGGUGGUAAGAAACUGUCAGAUAAAGAUGCAAAACUGUAUGGUGAGUGCAGAACUUAUUGUGUUGGAAAUGGUGGAAUUUGAUGUAAUCCUCGGAAUGGAUUGGCUGACUCAGUACGAGGCAGUCAUCGAUUGCAAACAACGGACCGUUAGGUUAAAGCUUCCUACCGAGGAAUUCUUCAUUUUUCAUGCAGUCCCAAGAUCGACCCUUCCUCACAUGAUUUCAAUGUGUAAAGCUCGACGAAUGCUAAACAAGGGGUGUGAGGGCCUCUUAGUCAAUAUCACAAUUAAAUCAGAGACCCAACGACCAAGAUUGGAGGAAGUGGAGGUAGCUCGAGAUUUUUCGGAAGUGUUUCCAGAGGAUGUUGCAGGGCUACCCCCGAUUCGGGAGGUGGAGUUCGGAAUAGAACUAGUACCAGGAACGACGCCGGUGUCAAAAGCGCCAUACCGAUUGGCACCUACUGAAAUUAAAGACUUGAAGGAGCAGUUGCAAGAAUUACUGGGUAAAGGAUUCAUUUGA